This is a messenger RNA of Copidosoma floridanum, 4466 nucleotides long. Its product is annotated as ubiquitin carboxyl-terminal hydrolase 15. Lineage: Eukaryota; Metazoa; Arthropoda; Insecta; Hymenoptera; Encyrtidae. Gene Ontology annotation, molecular function: cysteine-type deubiquitinase activity. The record is from RefSeq and is a predicted model, not a curated record. Gene Ontology annotation, biological process: protein deubiquitination.
UAGAAAUUGGCUCUCGCUUCACAUUUACCACCUACUUAAUCUCCUUUUCGUCUUGAACGUCGCGCGUGGAAGGUCAGAGGAUAAAUCUCUGAUAAGGUCGUGCUACAGCAGCACGAGGACAACCAUGAGUAGCACGACGUCCUGUGCACCAACAUCGACGACGAUGUUUUUAUCGUCAUACAAUACUUGAAAAUCAAUGAGGUACCAUGACACGAUUUUCUCCAAGUACGUCUAUACUUCCAAGACAAGUACCCUACAAAAACCAAGCCAGCCAAUCACCUCACGAUUUUCUCUCGAGAGGCGGCGGCUGCAUGAGGACGUCGUCGUUGCCGGCUUUCACCGCGCAGCAGUAUAGCAUCAGCAAGAGCAAUGGCGGCUUGAGGGACGGACGACGAGCUAACGGAGGAGAGAGAAGUUGGUGAAGAAAACGACGUCGACGGCGAAAAUGCGAAAUACAGAAGGUACUUAAAGGAGGGGCUGGUGCGCCGUCAUCUUCGGGGCUUAUCUGCUUUAGGGGAGAGCAUCGCGUGGGGCUCUCGGAGACGCUUGGCCAGGCUAAGCUCGAGGCUGCUGAUGAAAAGAAAGAAGACUCGAGAGGAUGAUUUCUGACUUGCCUGACACAAUCGAGGUGGUGAACGAGGUUGAGGUGUCCGAGUCGACCGGGCUCAGUCCGCUUACCACAUCUCUCGAUCACAAUCUCACGCUUCACGAGGACAACGCAUCUUCCAACGACGCCAAGAUGGGCGUUGAUAAUACGUGGUCAGAAGCUAACGCGUCUACCUCGGACUACGCCAUUUCGGUUGGUCCACUUCCAGAAUUAGAUGAAGGUCCAUGGCAAGAAGUGAACUAUGGAAUGGAACAUGGGCCUUUCCUUCCUACAUCUACUGCAGAACUAAAUUUAUUUUCUGAUACUAAUGAAAAUCCUGAUGAUUCGCUGCUCGUAAAUUUGGCAAUAAUUUUUUUAGAAGCUAAUUUGCCAGCGGGCGUCUGUGGUCUCAGCAACUUGGGCAACACGUGCUUCAUGGCUGCUGGAUUGCAGUGUCUGACUGCCACGCCACCAGUUUUGCGUCACUUUCUCGAUUUACAAGAAGGCGACGAAAAGGAACCACCACCUGGUUCUUUGAUGGCGAACUUUAGUACGCUGCUCAGUAAAAUGUGGUCCGGGAAAUAUAAAUCACUUCAGCCGACGGAAUUUAAACAAACCCUCGGCGCGUAUCAUUCGCAAUUCAAAGACUACAGACAGCACGAUUGUCAAGAAUUCUUGGCGCUAUUGCUGGACACUCUACACGAGCAGAUGAAUCUAGCAAAGACAAAUAAGAAUUGCCACGUGCCCAACGCGACUGCCACCACUGCCAGUGAUGUUAAUUCGAAUAAUCAGAACGGAGAUAAAGACUUUUGUGCUGGUGCUACUUUCCUUCCCCCUAGUAAUUUCGAUUUCAUGGAUUACGAGACCAUGACAUCGCAUACGAAUCCCAAUAGUCCUAAUGUAACCAUGGCUGGUUCACCUAGAGAUGAUUGUCUACAAGAUUUGGACAGUACAGCCAACUCGCCGACUCAGAGUAUUUCACCUUUGCCCAACGACGAAGAGACGUUAGACUCCGAGGACGUUGUGGACCUGCAGGCUGCAAAGUCCAGUUUCAUUUAUAACGAAGUACACGUUAACAUGCCACAUCAAUUGGGCUGCGAGAUCCGCAAUAAACUCUACGAUAUUGCUAAAGAUGCCAAAACAAGCAACGCGAACUUCCUCGUCACGCCUGAGGAGUGCAAUAAUGAAAUAUACUACGAUUCACAAAAGUUUCCCAAAGAGAACAGCCGUCGGAUACUUUUAGAAUCCAACCUUACCGAGAAUCAUGACUUUGACAAUAAAAGUGCUAGCGUUAAACGUAUCAAGGAAAUCAAUUGCCAGCGGAAUAAUUGUGGCCCCGACGGUAGUAGCGGCGUUGCUGGGUGUUGUGGAGGUGCUGCUGUGUCCAAUGUAUCCGAGAUGGAGUACGACAGCGGAUUGGAAAAGUGUAAUGUAAAGCGAAUGCGACUCGAAGACCAAGAGAAGAAUCACAAAAAGGAUGGUUUGGCUGCUAGCGGUCUAACGUGCUCAAGAUCGCUACAGAAUUGCGAAAAUGGCGCGACCGCGAUGCUAGAGGAGGUCGAGGCUGACAAGCACUGGGCAAAGCAUCUACGAGAUAAUCGAAGCGUUAUAGUCGAUACGUUCCAAGGACAAUUCAAAAGCACGGUCGUUUGUGCCGCUUGCAAGCACGUGUCUGUAACUUACGAGCCUUUUAUGUAUCUAUCCGUACCUUUGCCUCACGCGAUGGAGAGGCAAUUCAUGAUAACUUACAUUCCCGCUGACGGUGAGCCGCCCAUACGUUGCGUCGUCUUAUUGAACAAACAGCUACAGGUCUGUAGGCUCAAAGAGGAGCUUUUGAAAACCCUCAAUCAAGAGAGCAUACCAUUGUCCAGCAUCGUCAUGGCUGAGGUUUUGGAGAACCACGUCGCAAAAAUACUGGAAGAUAGUUUACCCUUAAGGUGCGUGGACGAUACGAACCGCCAAAUCUACGCAUUUGAGCUGAUGGACCCUCCAGAACCUUGGGUUGAUAGCGAUGAUCCUGCUAUAGUUCCUUCUGAACCUGGACAGAGUAGUUCUAUCAGUGCUGUACCGUCUAACCGCGCUUCCGAGGAGACCUGCAUCAUUUGUCUCGAGGAAAACGAUGGUGAUUUCAAGAAACACUGCGAAAACAACUGCACGCUCGUGAUGUGUGACACGUGUAUCGAGGAUUACUUCAAGAGCGGAAACAAACCGAAAAAGUGUCCUGUCUGUUCGGCCGAAUUGACGGCAGCCCCCUUUGCCAAGCUGGACGAAACUGGUCAACGCUCAAGGCCAGCUGUCCGUUUGCUCAACAUACCCCUUGUGCUACGCCACGAUACCAACGAAGCCACCAACAAUCGCAAAAGCAUGAAACUAUUUGGAGAUCUACACGUCCUGAAGCUACCGUCACGUGUCGACGCCAAGCACAUUUGGGAUAUGGUCGCACGAAUUGUGCCCCGGGAUUCAACGUACACUCUACGUUUCGUUGGUGGACAAGGUAACACCUGCUCGCGUUGCAUAUAUAGCUCUCAUUGUACCGGCUGCGAAGUGCCGAAGAGCGGCAAAGUCAUUUUACAGACCGGCGAUACUCUAGCUGUUAGGUAUGUCGACCGCAUUCCUAAGGUUCCGCAGCCCGUUGAUCACAUUAGCGUUAGUAAGCAGAGACCACAGCAUCCACUGUCGCUUUAUGAUUGUCUACAAGCAUUUAGUCAAAGCGAAACGCUAGAUGAGCACAAUCCUUGGUACUGUCCUAAAUGUGAGAAAAAUCAGUGUGCUACUAAAACAUUAAAUGUUCAUCGGUACCCCAAGUUCCUCAUAGUCUACCUCAAAAGAUUUGUAUUUUAUGAAUGCUUGAGCAUGAAGCUGGACAAUAAAGUGACCUUUCCUUUGGUUGGCUUGAAUUGUGGAAAACAUCUGUAUGACCUGUAUGCGUGUGUCUGUCACUUUGGAGGCGUAUCUGCUGGACAUUACACAGCCUAUGCCAAGAACCCCCAAAUGGAUGUCUGGCAUUACUACAAUGACGAAAUGACUAGUAAACAAAAACCACAAGAAGAGGACUUCAGCAAUGCUUAUAUCUUGUUCUACAGUCAGCAAGGCUCUAGCGUAAAACAGUGCAAUAUUUAAGGUUAAAAGAAAAAAAAAUGAGAGAAUCCAUAGACACCAAAUGACUGAUAAAAAACGAGUAUCUUUAUCACCAAAGAUUUCUCGGUAAGGUCUCGAAUUUGAGAUCUUUCAGUCACAUAAAAGCAAACAAAUAAAAAAAACGAAAAAUUGUUUUUCAAAUUCGUUGGCUGUGUAUAAGAAGUAAACAAGAUUCGAAUGGUGGAUCACAUUACGAAUACGAUUUUUUAUUUAAUAACGUCUUCGUUUGUACUAUUACUAGUGUCGUAACGAGAUUAAGUGUGUUAAAGCUUUGGUGAGGAAAGACUGGUAAAUUCGAGUGAGUUUACGUACGUAAGAAAGUUGACAGUAAAAAUUAAAGACACGUUAUUAGUUGUAAUAUAUUAAUUUACAUUUGCGCCGUACAAACGAGAAUCGUAAAUGUGGGAUCGGUAAGCAUGUAUCCCUGCGAAACUUGAAAACUUUAUAUAAAAAUAAAAGUAUUUGCCGAGAAAGAAUGUUUAUAAUGAAUUUUUGGAUGUAUUGAGCGUGUAGAAUAGAAACAAAGUGAAAGCACUCUGCGCGCUGUUCCUGUAAUCGGUACUAUUAAUUUAUUAAUUUUUUUUUCGAUUAGAAAAAUUUUUUUAAACAACAGACAAAAAUAUAACGUUGUAAUUGAAAAAGAAGUUUUAUCAUGAAAUUUAAACGUCACAGUGAAUUUGUACAAUACGUAAACUCGGUGAUUCCGUACUAAUUUAUUAGCAAAUAAAGUAAUGUUAAAUAA